Molecule: messenger RNA, 729 nt
Organism: Saccharomyces mikatae IFO 1815
Lineage: Eukaryota; Fungi; Ascomycota; Saccharomycetes; Saccharomycetales; Saccharomycetaceae
Gene: TIP1
Product: putative lipase
Exons: 1
Coding region: 1-729 (242 amino acids)
Biological process (GO): fungal-type cell wall organization
Cellular component (GO): fungal-type vacuole; fungal-type cell wall
Molecular function (GO): structural constituent of cell wall
Source: RefSeq, a predicted model, not a curated record
AUGUCCGUAUCUAAAAUUGCUUUCAUAUUGAGUGCUAUUGCCUCUUUAGCUGUUGCCGAAACUGCCGCUCAAACUGCCGAAUUACAAGCUAUUAUCAGUGACAUCAACUCUCAUCUCUCUGACUACUUGGGUCUGGAGACUGGAAACAGUGGAUUCCAAAUUCCUUCCGAUGUCUUGAGUGUCUACCAACAAGUCAUUACUUACAGUGAUGACGCCUACACUACUUUGUUUAGUGAGUUAGACUUCGAUGCAAUCACCAAGACCAUUGUUGCAUUGCCAUGGUACACCACAAGAUUGAGUUCAGAAAUCGCUGCUGCUGUUGCCUCUGUUUCUCAAGUUUCUUCCAAGGCUGCAUCCUCAUCUGCAGCUUCAAGCUCUUCUAAGGCUGCAUCCUCAUCCGCAGCUUCAAGCUCUUCCAAGGCUGCAUCCUCAUCCGCAGCUUCAAGCUCUUCCAAGGCCGCAUCCUCAUCUGCAGCUUCAAGCUCUUCCAAGGCCGCAUCCUCAUCUGCAGCUUCAAGCUCUUCCAAGGCCGCAUCCUCAUCUGCAGCUUCAAGCUCUUCUAAGGCUGCAUCCUCAUCCGCAGCUUCAAGCUCUUCUAAGGCUGCAUCCUCUUCAGCAACUUCAUCCUCUUCUUCAGUUGGAACCGCUUCUAAUGCUGGUCAAAGAGUCAAUGCUGGCGCUGGCUCUUUUGGUGCAGUUAUUGCCGGUGCAGCUGCUUUGUUGUUAUAA